CAUUCCUGCAGCAGUACUUCCGGUCGGCAUUUUGUUCUGCGAGAGAGGGGGAGAGUCUGUGGAUCCUUUUAUCACCGCGUCAAUAGUCUUUCAGUUUUUACUUGUAAUUAUUUUCCAGAAUCUAAUAGAAAUAGGUACAAUCUCGCAUCAGUUUCAGAGCGCCACCGGUGAGAGCACCGGUUAAGGGAAUGCUCACCUCCCUCAAGCAUUCAUGUUUGCUGUGAGAAGGAAGAAGAACGAACCCUCCCGACCCGGAUUAUUGUUGUUAUAUUACUCGGAGGAGCUGUGAGAGCGAUUGAACGGAGGGGGAGCUAGACGCGGAUCCGAAAACACCAACCAUUUCUUUUUAAACAUCACAUCCUGAGCGGUUGGGAGAUGUGAAGAGCGGCCAGAGGGAGGCGACGUUAAGCGAUCUGUGCAUCCUCACGACCCCCCCCACCCUUCAGCAUGAAUGGGGAUAUGCCUCAUGUGCCCAUCACCACUCUCGCUGGGAUCGCUAGCCUCACAGACUUGUUGAACCAGCUGCCUCUGCCCUCUCCGCUGCCUGCCACCACCACCAAGAGCCUGCUGUACAAUGGGAGGAUUGCCGAAGAGGUGGGCUGCCUGUUGGCCUGCCGCGACGAGACGCUCGUGUCCCAGCUGGCCCACAGCCUUACGCAGGUCUCCACCGAGCACAUAGAGCUGAAAGACAACCUGGGCAGUGAUGACCCGGAGGGAGACGUUCCUGUGCUGCUGCAGACGGUGUUGUCCAGGAACCCCAACAUCUUCAGGGAGAAAAGUAUCAUGCAACAGCAAAUGGUCUCACAGUAUAAGAUGUCCCAAAAUUCCAUGCACGGAAGCCCGGCAUCAACAAACUACCAGCAAACCACUAUUUCACACAGUCCUUCCAGUCGCUUCGUUCCCCCACAGACGGGCACGGGGAGUAGGUUCAUGCCCCAGCAGGGCAGCCCGGUGCCCAGCCCCUACGCCCCCACGAGUCCUGCAGGGUACAUGCAGCAGUACUCCCACCCCCCCAGCUACUCCCAACACCAACAACAGAUCCAGCAAGGGUCGGUGGCCAGUCCCAUGGUGCCUGGUGGUAUAAGGAACAUACACACAGACAAUAAGGUCUCGGGGCAGAUGGCCAGCAACUCCGCCAAUCACAACAGCGAAGACUACAUGGGCAUGGUGCACAGGCCCAUGGGCAGCGGGGAGAGUGACUUGAGAAACGCCUCGUUCCCCCUUCGAUCGCCUGUCUGCUCGCCUGCAGGGAGUGAAGGCACCCCAAAAGCUGGGUCACGGCCGCCACUCAUCCUGUCCCCGCCCCCUUACACGUCCCCCCGGGAUGCGGCGGCGGCCGCCGAGCUGCUGCUGGACUCGCCCGAGCAACGGAAGAAGCAACGCAAGCAGCUGGGCGAGGCGGCCGACGGUAAGACUGCCCCCGCCAUGUACGACAUCGUCAGCCCACCCUCCAAGGACUCGACCAAGCUCACGCUCAAGCUCUCGCGGGUCAAGUCGUCGGAGAGCGACUCGGCCGCGCCUGGCGGUGCCAACGCGGAGCUCCUCCCGGGCAUGGAGCCCGGAUCGGACGCUGAGGGCGAGCUGCCCUACAACAGCCUGCAGCCUUUCCGCAGUGGCGACCCGGCACAGAGGCUGGGCCCGGGGCACUGCGGCGGCGAGCAGUCGGGGUACCAGCAGGUGCCUGUUCUCCAGAACACGGGCGUGCGGGCGGAUGACCCCAGACAGCGGGGGCCCUUGGAAGAAGCCGAGAUGGGCCAGCGCGAGAUCGAGAGGAUCGAGCGGGAGUCAGCCAUUGAGCGCGAACGCUGCUCCAAAGAGGUUCAGGAUAAAGAUAAGCCACUGAAGAAACGGAAGCAGGACUCGUACCCCCAGGAGCCCGGCGCCGGAGGGACCGCAGGGGCCACCGGGGGCCCAGGGAUGGGCGGUGGCGGCAGCGCAGGCCACAAACUGGCCCCGCAGGAGGCCAGCGCUGCCAGCAACGGGGCGAACCGCCUCGCCCUCAUGGUCAGCAUCGACCUGCAGCAGGCCGGCCGGGGGGAGGGUCAGCUGGAGCCAGUGGCCACUCCUCUCCCCGCUCUGGAGGCACAGCGGUGGCCCGAGGAGGGGCCAGAGUCAGCGGGCGUCUUGCGCAUGCGCUCGAAGACGGACGGCGAGGUGCAAAAGGCCGACGGGCGGCCGGAGGUUAUCAAACAGCGCGCUGACACGCCACAGAAGCCGGGUCCAGACGGCCACGCCGAGAUGCCCAGGCACAAGCAGGACGGGCGACACGACCGGGAGCGGGAGAGAGACCGGGACUCGGGCAAGGCCAGCUCGGAGCGGAGGCCCGACGGGUCAAAACACAGGCACGACGGCAAGCCCGAUGGCAAGAAACACCCCGACACCCCGCGGAAAUCUGACUCGGCGCGCGACGGGCAUCGAGAGGACCGACACAAGGACCGGGACAGAGAACGAGACAAGGACCGGGAGAAAGAGCGCGACGGCGACUCCUCUCGCGUCCGCCGGCCUGAAACCCCGAAAUCCUCAGACCGUCACGAACGUCGGGACCGGGAAAAAGACAGACGGUCACGCCAGGCGGUGAAAGGUGCGGAACGGGAACGGGCUGACAGCCCCCGUGUGAAACAGGAGCGGGACGGCAACCGCCCUCGGCCCGACCGGCCUGGCGGGAAGGACACUGAGCGACGGAGUGGAGGUGGCGACUCGGGCAGAAGCCGCACGGACGGUCACAAACAGCAGCAACCGCAGCCCGGCCCGGACAACAAACCCGGCAGUGAUUUCCCGUCCUUCCUGCUCGGCGGAAAGUCUGGGGCGCUGAAGAACUUUGUGAUUCCCAAGCUGAAGCGAGACAAGGACGGCAAAGUGAUCGCUGACCUGCAGCGGGCGGAGGGCUGGAGUGAGCCCAGGGUCAAGCUGGAGCGCAUAGGCCCAGAAAAGGGCCCGAACCUGGACAAGGGCCUCAACAAGGGGCCCAAGCCUGUGGUGGUGCUCCAGAAGCUCUCCCUGGACGAGGUCCAGAAGAUCAUCCGCAAGAGCAAGAGCAGACCGUCGUCCUUCGGGAAAUCCUCAAAAGCGUCGUAUGACCAGAGUGUACUGCGGGAGCUGCCGCCUCACCUGAUGGCCGAGAUCGAGUCCACCAUGCCCCUCUGCGAGCGCGUCAAGAUGAACAAGCGCCGACGCAGCACGGUCAACGAGAAGCCCAAGUACGCCGAGCCCAGCUCAGACGAUGACGAGGACGACUCCUUCGAGCCCUCACGGAAGCGGAACAAGCGUGAGCGCGACAAGGCGUGGGAAGGCGAUGACCGCGAGCGACGGGGCUCUGGGGAGCAUCGGCGCGGCGGUGGUUGGGGCAGUGGCGGCCGGCAGAGGGAGCGCAGCCCAGACGAGUCGGACGAGGAGUCUCCCCCACCUAGCAUAAGCGACAUUGCCAGAAAGUUGAAGAAGAAAGAGAAGCAGAAGAAACGGAAGGCGUAUGAACCCAAGCUCACUCCAGAAGAAAUGAUGGACUCCUCCACGUUCAAGAAGUUCUCUGCCUGUGUGGACAAUAUUCUAGAUAACCUGGAGGAUGUGGAUUUCACAGCGUUAGACGAUGAUGAGAUCCCUCAGGAACUACUUCUUGGCAAACAACAGCUCAAUGAACUGGGCAGCGAGUCUGCCAAGAUCAAGGCCAUGGGCAUCACAUUCAGGCUUCCAUCUGACAAGCUUGUGAAGGUCUUGAACAUCUUGGAGAAGAACAUCCAGGAUGGAUCCAAGCUCUCAACCAUGAUGAAUCACGACGCGGAUGCGGAAGAUGAAGAGCGGCUGUGGCGAGACCUCAUUAUGGAGCGGGUCACCAAGUCGGCAGAUGCGUGCUUGACGGCACUCAACAUCAUGACGUCACCGCGCAUGCCCAAGGCCGUGUACAUCGAGGACGUCAUUGAGCGCGUGUUGCAGUACACAAAGUUCCACCUGCAGAACUCGCUCUACCCCCAGUACGACCCUGUGUACCGUGUGGAUCCACAUGGAAGUGGCUUGAUGAGCUCCAAGGCCAAGCGUGCUAAAUGCUCCACACACAAGCAGAGGGUCAUCGUCCUGCUCUACCACAAAGUGUGUGACAUCGUCAGCAAGAUCUCGGAGCUCCUGGACAUCCAGCUGCUGACCGACACCACCAUCCUGCAGGUCUCCUCUAUGGGCAUCACGCCAUUCUUUGUGGAGAACGUGAGUGAGCUGCAGCUGUUUGCCAUCAAGCUGGUCACCGCGGUGUUCUCUCGGUAUGAGAAGCACAGGCAGCUGAUCCUGGAGGAGAUCCUCACGUCGCUAGCCCGGCUGCCCACCAGCAAGAGGAGCCUGAGGAACUUCAGGCUGAACAGCAGCGAUGUGGAUGGGGAACCCAUGUACAUCCAGAUGGUCACUGCUUUGGUGCUGCAGCUCAUCCAGUGCGUGGUGCACCUGCCCACGGAGAAGGACGCAGACGAUGAGUACGACAAGAAGGUGGAUCAUGAUGUCCUGAUUACAAACUCGUACGAGACGGCGAUGAGGACGGCCCAGAACUUUCUCUCUGUGUUCCUCAAAAAGUGUGGCAGUAAGCAAGGGGAGGAGGACUACCGGCCACUGUUUGAAAACUUUGUCCAUGAUCUCCUUUCCACGGUUAACAAGCCGGACUGGCCGGCUGCAGAGCUGCUGCUAAGCCUGCUGGGACGUCUACUGGUACACCAGUUCAGUAAUAAGCAGACAGAGAUGGCUUUGCGGGUGGCCUCGCUGGACUACCUGGGCACAGUAGCCGCUCGUUUGCGCAAGGACGCAGUCACCAGCAAGAUGGACCAGAAAUCCAUUGACCGAAUAUUGCGGGAGGCCUCGGGCAACGAUGAGACUCAGCAGCUUCAGAAGGCACUGCUGGAUUAUCUGGACGGGAAUUCGGAGAACGACCCCUCACUGGCGUUUGCUCGGAAGUUCUACAUCGCGCAGUGGUUCCGCGACACCACCACGGAGAUGGAGAAGGCCAUGAAGAACCAAAACCAGAAGGACGACGACUCGGACAGCCAGCACCACGCCCGCGAGAUGGAGACCACCAGCGAGAUCAUGCAGCGCGCCGAGGAGCGCAAGAAAUUCCUGCGCGUCAUCGUCAGGAGCUUGCCCGCGCAGUUCAGCUCACUCAAGAUGAACUCGGACACUGUUGACUAUGAAGACGCCUGCCUGAUCGUCAGAUAUUUGGCCUCCAUGAGGCCGUUUGCGCAGAGCUUUGAUAUUUAUUUAACACAGAUUCUGAGAGUGUUGGGGGAGAGUGCCAUCGCGGUGCGGACCAAAGCCAUGAAGUGUCUGUCAGAGGUGGUGGCUGUGGAUCCCAGCAUUCUCGCAAGGUCGGACAUGCAGCGCGGGGUGCACUGUCGUCUUAUGGACAACUCGACCAGCGUGCGCGAGGCCGCCGUGGAGCUGCUAGGCCGCUUCGUGCUGAGCCGGCCCCAGCUAACCGAGCAGUACUAUGACAUGCUCAUUGAGAGAAUACUGGACACGGGCAUCAGUGUGAGGAAGAGGGUUAUUAAGAUCCUGAGAGACAUCUGCCUGGAGCAGCCCACUUUCAGCAAGAUCACUGAGAUGUGUGUGAAGAUGAUCCGCAGGGUCAACGAUGAGGAGGGCAUUAAGAAACUUGUGAAUGAAACAUUCCAGAAGCUCUGGUUCACGCCAACGCCGAAUCACGACAAAGAGGCCAUGACCAGGAAGAUCCUCAACAUUACUGACGUGGUGUCAGCGUGCAGAGAUACGGGUUAUGACUGGUUUGAGCAGCUGCUUCAAAACCUGCUGAAGGCAGAGGAGGAUGCCUCCUACAAGCCGGCGCGUAAAGCCUGCGUUCAGCUGGUGGACAAUCUGGUUGAGCACAUCCUCAAGUAUGAGGAGUCUCUUGCAGACUGUGAGAAUAAGGCAGUGAACUCCAACCGUCUGGUGUCCUGCAUCACUACCCUCUACCUCUUUAGUAAGAUCCGUGCGCAGCUGAUGGUCAAACAUGCGAUGACCAUGCAGCCGUACCUGACCUCCAAGUGCAACACUCAGAAUGACUUUGUGGUGAUCUGCAACGUGGCCAAGAUCCUGGAGCUGGUGGUGCCCUUGAUGGAGCACCCGAGCGAGACCUUCCUCGCCACCAUCGAGGAGGACCUGAUGAAGCUCAUCAUCAAAUACGGCAUGCUGGUGGUGCAAAACUCAGUUAGCUGCCUUGGCGCUGUUGUGAACAAGGUCACUCAUAACUACAAGUUUGUUCUCACCUGCUUCAACCGAUACUACGGUGCGUUGAAUAAGCUGAAGGUCCAGCACCAGGAGGACCCGACCGGCUCGGUGCUGUCCAGCAACAAGCCGGCGCUGCUGCGCUCACUCUUCACUGUGGGGGCCCUCUGUCGGCACUUUGACUUUGACCUUGAGGAGUUCAAAGGCAACAGCAAGGUGGUGAUCAAGGACAAAGUGCUGGAGCUACUGCUGUACUUCACCAGGACGGACGAUGAGGAGGUCCAGACCAAAGCCAUCAUUGGCUUGGGCUUCCUGUUCAUCCAACACCCAGGCCUGAUGUUCUUCCCGGACGUGAAGAACCUCUACAACGACAUCCUGUCAGACAGGAAGAGGUCGGACAACCUGAAGAUCCAGGUGUUGAAGAAUCUGCAAACGUACCUGCAGGAGGAGGAUUCGCGCAUGCAAGAGGCCGACAGAGAGUGGAAGAAGCUGUCGAAGCAGGAGGACCUGAAGGAGAUGGGAGACAUCUCAUCCGGCAUGAGCAGUUCCAUUAUGCAGCUCUACCUGAAGCAGGUGCUGGAGGCCUUCUUCCACACACAGUCCAACGUCCGCCACUUCGCCCUCAACGUCAUCGCCCUCACGCUUAAUCAGGGCCUCGUCCACCCUGUGCAGUGUGUGCCCUACUUGAUCGCCAUGGGAACGGACCCAGAGCCCAGCAUGCGAAACAAGUCAGACCAGCAACUGGUUGAAAUUGACAAGAAAUACACAGGAUUCAUCCAUAUGAAAGCUGUGGCGGGCAUGAAGAUGUCCUACCAGCUGCAGCUGUCCAUCGCAGCCAAGCCGGGCUCCGUGGUGCGGGGCUUCCGGCAGGACGAAACGCACUCGGCGCUCUGCUCGCACCUCUUCAGCAUGGUGCGCAGCAACCGGCAACACCGCCGCGCCUUCCUCAUCUCCCUGCUCAACCUGUUCGACGACAGCGCGAAAACGGAGGUUAACAUGCUUCUCUUCAUCGCCGACAACCUGGCCUGCUUCCCCUUCCAGAGCCAGGAGGAGCCGCUCUUCAUUAUGCACCACAUAGACAUCACACUGUCUGUGUCAGGUAGCAACCUGCUACAGAGCUUUAAAGAGUCUUUACAGAAGGAGCCCAGACAUCGAGAUAAGAAGGAGAAGAGAAGAGAGAGGGAACGUGAGAGGGAGAGGGAGCGGGAGAGGCAGCGCGAGUACAGCUCGGACGAGGAGAAACUUCACAUGAGCGCGAGCAGCUCGGACGAGUACGACGACGAGGAGGUGAAGAGGAGGCCAAAGAAGAGUAAGCGACAGGCGGCUGGCUUGGACUCGGACUCCGACUCGGACGUGGACGACGUUGAAAAGGUGAUGGACCGUCUCCCGGAAAACCCCAUCCCGUUGCUGGACUUUGCCAACGCGUCUCAGGGCAUCCUGCUCCUGCUGGUGCUGAAGCAGCACCUGAAGAACCUCUACGGCUUCUCCGACAGUAAAAUACAAAAGUACUCUCCCACGGAAUCAGCCAAGGUGUACGAUAAAGCCGUGAACAGGAAGAACAAUGUGCACUUCAGUCCCCGGCAGACCCUUGAAUUCCUCAGCAAUGAUCUGUCCAAGGCUGACAUCACCUACGAUCUUAAGAAGAGGAUCGUCAGGCAAUAUCUGGACUUCAAGGUUCUGAUGGAGCACUUGGAUCCAGAUGAAGAGGACGAGGAAGGAGAGGCUGCCUCAGCGAGCGCCAACGCCCGAAACAAGGCCAUCAGCGCCCUGCUGGGCGGUUCUAGCCCCAAGAACCACCCGCCCCCACCCGCCGAUUCUGAGGACGAUGAGAGUGACGGGGAUGAAAAGACACCUGGGUCAUCACGGCGCUCGCGGAGUCGAGGGGGCGACUCUGCAGAAGCGACUGGCCACAUGAACGAAGCGGUGGAGGCCAUGGACGUCAUCGCCAUACUCUGCCCCAAGUACAAGGACCGGCCGCAGAUCGCACGGGUCAUCCAGAAGACCAGCACGGGCUACAGCGUCCACUGGAUGGCCGGCUCAUACUCCGGCACGUGGGCGGAGGCCAAGAAGCGCGAUGGCCGCAAGCUGGUGCCCUGGGUGGACACCAUUAAAGAGUCGGACAUCAUCUACAAGAAGAUUGCCUUGACGAGUGCGCACAAGCUUACUAACAAAAUGGUGCAGACUUUACGGUCACUGUACGCGGCCAAGGAGGGCAGCUCCAGCUAAUCUCUCCCCCACACACACACACACACACACUUACACACUCAUACCUUACAUAUACACGCAAAAACACGUACGUGAACACUUCGACAGGAACUCUCUGCAGCCAAACUUUAUUGGGAUUCCGGCAUUUUCUAAAAACCCUAUAGAGGACAUGCGAGAGUAGUGCAGACACACAAAAUAAGAGUUGGUUGUGGGGCGGGGGGGAAGGGCCAGAGAUUGGGGAUGGAGGGGAGAGGAAAAACGUGGAGGGACGUUUGUGGUCUGUGUUGAACUGCUGGUGGAUCAAUGGGACUCGACUAAGUUAAACAGGACAAAAGAAAUUGUGCAGAAGGACUUGCUGGGAUCCAAGACAUAAAGACACAGACAAAUGGAGAGACGCACACAUGGAAGGAGAAUGUUUGGGAAGCAAUGUGUGGGAGCUCCUUCGCUGUUGUGCAGCAAACUCGGUUGUUUGAUUUUUACUCCCACUGUAUCAUAGUUUAACACACCAAGAAGAAAAAAACAAAAACAAAAAUGUUUAUAUCUGACAAAAAAAAAAUCUGUUUAAAAAAAAAAUAAACUUAAAGUGAAUGUUGGAAA
This is a messenger RNA of Alosa alosa (allis shad), 8988 nucleotides long. RefSeq names its product nipped-B-like protein. Gene Ontology annotation, cellular component: Scc2-Scc4 cohesin loading complex. NCBI's taxonomy places the organism in Eukaryota, Metazoa, Chordata, Actinopteri, Clupeiformes, Clupeidae. Gene Ontology annotation, biological process: brain development; establishment of mitotic sister chromatid cohesion; establishment of protein localization to chromatin. Gene Ontology annotation, molecular function: chromatin binding. The record is from RefSeq and is a predicted model, not a curated record.